AACAACCUUUUCUCACCUUGUUGUUUUGUCACAGAAAAAAAAGACACAUCACACGAGAAUGUCUCCACAAAGUGUUGCAGUUCUUUCACUUUUCAUCACCAUGUUUGUCUCAUCUGGGGUGUGUUUUGGCUCUUUCCUAGAAGACACAUAUGAUUUAACUAAGUAUCAGCAUUACUCUGUCAAACCAAACAAUGAACAUUUUGGUAACAUCAUGAGAAGGGCUUAUGGAUCCAACCCUUCUGCAAGGUCUAAGAGAAUGAUCAGUGUUGAUGACUAUGGAGCCAAAGCUAAUGAUGGAAGAGAUGACACUAAGGCAUUUGAGAAGGCAUGGAAUGAGGCAUGUUCUUCAGGGGAUGUUCUUGUUGUCCCAAAAGCAAAAAUCUAUCAUUUGAAGCCAAUCACUUUUUCAGGACCAUGCCAACCAAACACUGCCUUCAGGGUCUAUGGAACAAUCAGAGCAUGGCCUGAUAUAUCAGCAUAUGGAAAAGAAAGACUAUUCUGGAUCAUGUUUCAAAAUCUCACCAAUCUCAGAGUUGAUGGUGGUGGCAUCAUCAAUGGAAAUGGCAGAAAAUGGUGGCAGAACUCUUGCAAAACCAAUGAAAGCCUUCCAUGCAGACACGCUCCAACUGCUGUGACAUUCUAUGGAUGCAACAACCUGAAAGUGACAAACCUGAGAUUCAAAAAUGCACAACAAAUGCAUGUAAGGUUUCAAAGGUGCAACAAUGUGACGGCUUCGAAUUUGAUCCUGAGAGCACCAGGGAACAGCCCCAACACUGAUGGAAUUCACGUCACAGGGACACAAAAUAUUAUCAUAAGCAAUAGCUCCAUUGGGACAGGUGAUGACUGCAUUUCAAUAGUGAGUGGGUCCGAGAAUGUUCGAGUGAUAGAUGUUACGUGUGGACCAGGGCAUGGAAUCAGCAUUGGAAGCUUAGGGGCUGGUAACUCAAGGGCUAAUGUGUCUAAUGUGUUAGUGAACAGAGCCACCAUAAGAGGAACCACUAAUGGAGUUAGAAUAAAGACUUGGCAGGGAGGUUCUGGAUAUGCGAGAAACAUAAAAUUUGAGAAUAUAGUAAUGAGAAAUGUGACAAAUCCGAUAAUUGUAGAUCAAAACUACUGUGACCAGAAGAAGCCAUGCAAAGAGAAGGUCUCAGCAGUGCAACUGAGUAACAUUGUGUACGAAAACAUAAGAGGAACAAGUGCUUCAGAGGUGGCAAUAAAUUUUGAUUGCAGCAAAAGUUUCCCAUGCAAAGGAAUAUACUUACAAGAUGUGAUCUUAACACCACAGAGCCAUGGUGGCACUAAAACCAUUGCUACAUGUCAAAAUGUUAGAUAUUUUAAUAGAGGAAAGUUUUUUCCUUCAUGCUCUAAUUGAUUAUCAUAUUAGAAGUGUAGUUAUCAUA
Molecule: messenger RNA, 1400 nt
Organism: Vigna umbellata (rice bean)
Lineage: Eukaryota; Viridiplantae; Streptophyta; Magnoliopsida; Fabales; Fabaceae
Product: polygalacturonase-like
Biological process (GO): carbohydrate metabolic process
Molecular function (GO): polygalacturonase activity
Source: RefSeq, a predicted model, not a curated record